AUGGACACCGAUAGUUUCGUAGACUCGGACUCCGUGACUCCAGUGCUCAAGAGAACAGCUGUGAAAUUCGAUACUACCGCCGACUCGCGUAAAUCCAAAACGCUGCAACAGCACAUGCACAGGUGCUCUAGUAUUGCUGAUGAAAGAGUGUGCUCAAACUAUACGGAUCUCAGUUAUGCUCCAUUUGGUUUAAAAAAUACGGAUUCGGAAGCUGCUGAUAAAACAGUGGAAAAUUUGAAAAUGAUCACAUCGCAUUUGAACAAACGAAUGGACCGGUGUGCUAUUCCUCAUGGGUUUGUACUGGACCCACACUAUUUUGUGACGCACCACCCAGGUGCACUUGGAGAAUCUCUAUCGAACACCACCGUGCUCGGCGAUUCGAUAUCAUCAUGCCUAUUCGAGGAACAAACAGAUAUACCACAUCUAACCGGAACAGUUGGUCUUGACCGAUUUGGACGACAGGUGAACUCAAUAGAGGAGAAAAAUUCAAAGGAAAGAGCAAGCCUUAGUCAUGCUGAUAAAUGCUCAGCGGAAACAGUAAUGCAACAAGUGAAUGAACUCAAUGACCAGCUACAAACAAAGGCAGAAAAUGUGCACAUGAAGCAUAAACGACCAUAUCAUACCGCAAUGGAAAUUCCGUUCGACGCGUUGGCUUGUUUUCCUUUAUUGUUUCCACCCACAUGUGUUCCUGCUACGAUGCUAAAUAACGCCUCCCUUCCGGAACUUCAUGAAAAAGCUCCAUGGAUCACCACAAACAAAAUCUACGAUCCUUCGUUUCCGCAGGACCCAAUGCAGACAAGUACGGUGCCGGCAAUUUUUAUGUGCCCUACAGCCGCUCCGCUCGAUGCUUAUCGAAACUUUCCAUUCAUGCCAACUCACUUCGGAAAUCAGCCGAUAGUAUCUUUUCCCGUCGACUUAAAUCAGCCUCCUACGCCAAUAACUAUAUCCGAGGAACUGAGUACCACGAAGAUACCCAGGUUUUCUUGUAUCACAGAUGGAUCAGUGUAUUCCAAUAUUCCGGACGUAAUCGCGUCUUUGCCAAAGCCAAGCUUAUCAAAAGGCAAUAAAGAAGUAGAUACCGGUACAAUUCCCUGCUAUGUACCCAAGGGACUUCCAGAGUGUGAAACAGAUUUCCCUGCACUGCAGCGAUCAUCCACUGCACUGUCUAUUCAUAAGGACAGCUUGAAUGACAACAAGCUAGUUUGUUAUAAUCGUUCCGGAUACCCUUUAGUCAGUGUGAACUCAAACUCAGCUCCUGAAACUGCAAAUAUAAAUGUAAAUGAACAAAACUACUUGACAGCUUUGGAACCAUCAGAAACGCCUGUUGACCUUUCUCUCCGCUCAAAACAGAGUUCAACUUCACGCUCAAUUUCGAAGCGCCCCUCGAGCAGAAGUAACCAUUCAUUUGAGCAUGUUUUGACAAGAAGGUUAACUGAAAAAGCGUCGCGUUCGUUUGAAAUCGGGCAACUCUGUCCGGAGCUGCUCAACCGAUCAAAUGAUGAAAAGAUAGAACACGAAGAGAGAAUUGAAGAACAAUCGCUGUGCCCAGAUAACGUUCACUCGCCUUUAGUAAAAUUUGACCAGUCAUCUAGACUAACAGCUGAACCUGCUCCACUAAGGAGAUUUUUAUCAGAUAAACCAAUGGAUGCUCGUCCGGUGGGAUCAGACAAUACAGGGAACUGCAGUUUUGGUGCGUAUGAUCCUACCGCAAUGGAAAUUCCAACCGACGACAGCAUGGCAACUGAUUCACCGUGGGACGACCAAGUAAAACCAAGCCACAGCCGGGUUCAUCUUGAAAAUGUUCGGAGCAUGGGUAUUCUUCCAUUUAAGAAGCAUUCCCAUUUUAAAGAGGAUAAAGAUGACCAAGCUUGGAAUAUUCAAACCUACUUGGCUACUAUGCGCGACGUCAGUCAGAAACCGCAUUUGAGUCACACGGAGCGAGCCUCAGUACAUCCAUUCGGCAACACACUACGAGAAAAUAUCCGGUGUCCCAUCUACCCAAAUCUGAAGUCCUUAAUCGAAUCUUGGAAAGAAACAAAUUACGUCGAGGAUCCUCAGCACACAUCUAAAUCUAUUGACAGCCACCAGGCAAAGAACAAGUUCUCCAUUGUACACAUGGCGAAAAUGUGA
Molecule: messenger RNA, 2130 nt
Organism: Dicrocoelium dendriticum
Lineage: Eukaryota; Metazoa; Platyhelminthes; Trematoda; Plagiorchiida; Dicrocoeliidae
Source: the annotation of a GenBank genome assembly